Messenger RNA from Pipistrellus nathusii (Nathusius's pipistrelle), 1668 nucleotides. The record is from the annotation of a GenBank genome assembly. Lineage: Eukaryota; Metazoa; Chordata; Mammalia; Chiroptera; Vespertilionidae.
AUGCUUUUCACUGACUCUCAAGUGUUAGGGCAAGACUUUGCGAAACUGUUUCAGGAAGUGCUUCCCAUCUGGGGCCCCAUUGUAGCGAAGUUGGUGAAGAGGCUACCACUUUGUGGUUGGCCUUGGGAGAUGGCCUCCGGGGCCCCGGCACUGCUGCUGCUGUCGCUGCUCUGUCUGCCCAGUCUCCUGCCCGGAGCCACCAGCUGCCCGGCUGCCUGUCGCUGCUACAGCACCACGGUGGAGUGUGGGGCCCUGGGGCUGCACGUGGUCCCGCCAGGAAUCCCGCCUGGGACACAGACGCUGUUCCUGCAGGAUAACAGCAUCGCGUGCCUGGAGCUAGGCAUCCUGGCGCCCCUUGCCGCCCUUCACAGCCUCUAUCUGCACAACAACAGCCUUCACACCCUGGAGCCGGGCACCUUUCGUGCACAGUCGCGCCUGCUGGAGCUUGCACUCACAGGCAACCAGCUGCGAGGCCUGCACCUGGGGGCUUUUACAGGCCUGGCUCAGCUGCGCAUACUCUACCUGGCUGGUAACCAGUUGAUGCAGCUGCUGGAUUUCACCUUCCUGCAUUUGCCGCGACUGCAGGAGCUGCACCUGCAGGAAAACAGCAUUAAGCUGCUGGAGGACCAAGCCCUGGCCGGGCUCUCCUCACUGGCACUGCUGGACCUCAGUAGGAACCAGCUGGGCACCAUCAGCCAUGAGACCUUGAAGCCCCUGGCCAGCCUGCAGGUCCUACGCCUCACAGAAAACCCGUGGCGCUGUGACUGCGCGCUGCACUGGCUGGGAGCUUGGCUCAAGGAGGCGGGGCAGAGGUUGCUCAACUCCAGGGACAGGAAGAUCGUGUGCGCAGAGCCUCCCCGCCUGGCCCUCCAGAGUCUCUUGGAUGUCUCUGGCAGUAGCCUCAUCUGCAUCCCACCUUCCGUGCACGUGGAGCCGCUGGAGGUGACAGCCAACCUGGGUGAGAACCUGCGGGUUGCCUGCCAGGCUUCCGGCUACCCGCAGCCCCUGGUAACCUGGAGGAAGGUGGCCCAGCCUCGCGGGGGACAACCGCGGGCCCAGGCCCCGCCAGGAGGCGGGGUGCCAGGCCCAGGCGGGCACGGAGCCUCCGACACGGGCAGCGGCAUGCUCUUCCUCACCAACAUCACCCCGGCCCACGCCGGCAAGUACGAGUGCGAAGCCUCUAACGCCGGCGGCGCCGCUCGGGUGCCCUUCCGGCUCCGGGUCAACGUGUCCCAGCAGCAGCUGCGGCUGCAGCCGCAGCCCCCGCCGGCGGCCGCGGGCCCCGCGCCCCUGCCCGAGGCAAGCAGCAUGGCCUUCCGUGCCCUGGGCCUGGCCACGCAGACGGCGAUCGCGGCGGCCAUCGCGCUCCUGGCGCUGACAGCACUGCUGCUGGCCGCCCUCAUCUGCCGUCGGCGCCGGCGGAGGCGGAAAAAGGCGCCGGGGCCGCCGGGGGAGGGCGCGCUGUUCGCCAACGACUACUCGGACGGGCCCUGCACCUCCGCGCAGCUGGAGGAGCUCCGCGGCGAGCGGGGCCACGAAAUGUUCGUCAUCGACCGCUCCAAGCCGCUCUUCGCCGAGGACCCGGUCCGGGCGAGCCAGGGGGUAGCGCCCGGGCCCGCGCAGGGGUUCCCACCGCAGCCGCCCGCCGCCUACGAGCUCCACUGCUGA